AUGGAUAAGUCGUGGAUUUGGCUUCCAAGGAAUAGCCACGAGUAUUCAGAAGGAGCAACUAAUUUUGUGAAUUCGUCCGCAAAAAGAUUGGGAAGUCUGUCUGAAAUGCUAUGCCCUUGUAGAGACUGCCGCAAUCUGAGCCAUCAGUCACUGGAUAAAAUUGUGGAGCAUUUGGUGAUUAGGGGUAUGGAUAAGAAGUAUAAGAGUUCUCGUUGGAGUAUUCAUGGAGAAAAAAGAGAUUCUGCAGAAGACAGUGUUCUUCAAUAUGAAACAGAGGCGUUUGAUUUGUUUAAGACAACAUUCUCCAUGGACGAAGGUGGUCCAAACCCGACAACUGACAACGAAGACGAUGAAGCACCAGAGGAAAUUGAGUUUAAGAAAAAGCUCAGAGACGCUCAAACGCCAUUAUACUCGGAUUGUCUCAAGCACACAAAGGUUUCAGCUAUCAUGGGACUUUACAGAUUCAAGGUUAAAAGUGGUGUGUCGGAGAACUACUUUGAUCAGCUGUUGGUUUUACUUGAGGAUUUGCUACCUGAAGACAAUGUUCUUCCCAAGAGUUUAGCUGCAAUCAAGAAAUUUCUGAAGAUCUUUGGGUUCGGCUACGACAGUAUUCAUGCUUGCAAGAAUGAUUGCAUAUUGUAUAGGAAGGAGUAUGAGAACCUAGAAAGCUGUCCAAGAUGCAAAGUUUCAAGAUGGGAAAUGGAUAAGCACAGUAAUGAGUUAAAGGUGGGGAUUCCGGCAAAGGUCCUUAGAUAUUUUCCAAUCAAGGACAGAUGGUACAAUGCGGCCCCUGUUGAUUCUAUCUCUUGGGCACAAGUGAAUGCUAAAUGGCCAGACUUUGCUGCUGAUCCACGGAAUCUUCGACUUGGGAUUUCUACAGAUGGGAUGAACCCUUUCUCCAUGCAAAGCACCAAUCACAGCACAUGGCCAGUGUUGUUAGUGAACUAUAACACGCCUCCAACCAUGUGUAUGAAGGCUGAGAAUAUAAUGCUGACUUUGUUGAUCCCUGGUCCUACUGCUCCUGGUAACAACAUUGAUGUUUACCUAGCACCACUGAUAGACGAUCUAAAGGAUUUGUGGGCUGAGGGUAUUGAAGUGUAUGACUCAUUUGCGAAGGAGAACUUUAAUCUCAGAGCCUUGCUGCUUUGGAGUAUCAGUGACUAUCCAGCCUUAGGAACACUGUCUGGAUGUAAAGUAAAGGGGAAACAAGCCUGCAAUGUAUGUGGAAAGGAUACACCUGCAAGGUGGCUUAAGUUUAGCCGCAAGUUUGUCUACAUGAGUAACAGAAGGAGACUACCGCCUGGCCAUCGUUACAGAUAUAAAAAAGCUUGGUUUGACAACACUGUGGAGGAAGGGAAUGCUAAUAGGAUACAAACAGGCGCUGAGAUAUAUGAGACACUACAAGCUUUUACGAAUGAUUUUGGUAGACCUCUAGAGAAGGAAAAAAAAAGGAAAAGACUAGAGUUGGAAGAUGAUGAGAGGUUACAAGAAGAAGAGUGUGAAGAAUCAAAUGAACUAUGGCGGUGGAAGAAGAGAUCAAUAUUCUUUGAUCUACCUUACUGGAAGGAGUUGCCUGUUCGUCACAAUAUUGAUGUUAUGCACGUAGAAAAGAAUGUGUCCGAUGCUAUAUUGUCUCUGUUGAUGCAAAGUGCGAAGUCAAAAGAUGGGUUGAAAGCAAGAAAAGACUUAGAAGAUAUUGGAAUCAGAAAGCACUUGCACACAGAGGUGAGGGGAAAGAAAACAUACUUACCUCCUGCUGCCUACUGGUUAUCGAAGAGAGAGAAGACCAUUUUCUGCCAAAGGUACAUGAAAACACUAAAGGCUUUUGUUAAGAAUUAUGCAAGGCCAGAAGCAUGUAUGGCUGAGGCGUAUUUAGCUGGAGAAUGUGUUGCAUUUUGUUUAGAGUUCCUUAAAGAAUCAGUACCAGUUCAAGAAGCAGUUAAUCGUAAUGAAGAUGUUGAGGCUGAUAGAAUGGUGGUUGAAGGCCGACCUCUGCAGAAGGGUAUAGAGGUUACCCUGUCAGAUAAAGAUAGAGACAUUGCACAUCGAUAUGUGCUAAUGAACAUGGCAUCUUUGGAUCCCUUUCUUGAGUAA
Molecule: messenger RNA, 2094 nt
Organism: Brassica napus (rape)
Lineage: Eukaryota; Viridiplantae; Streptophyta; Magnoliopsida; Brassicales; Brassicaceae
Exons: 5
Coding region: 1-2094 (697 amino acids)
Source: RefSeq, a predicted model, not a curated record